Molecule: messenger RNA, 1169 nt
Organism: Abrus precatorius (Indian licorice)
Lineage: Eukaryota; Viridiplantae; Streptophyta; Magnoliopsida; Fabales; Fabaceae
Product: protein CUP-SHAPED COTYLEDON 1-like
Exons: 4
Coding region: 111-1169 (352 amino acids)
Biological process (GO): regulation of DNA-templated transcription
Molecular function (GO): DNA binding
Source: RefSeq, a predicted model, not a curated record
CCGCUCUUAUUUUGCAGUAUCCCUCAAGUCAUUGUUUCGUUUCCAAGUGAACGAUAUAAUUAACUUAUAUAAGGCAUCAAAACCCAAAUUCAAGAAGAGUUUGUCUCUCCAUGCAAAAAGAAAAGGAAGCAAUUAUCAAGGAAGGGAAGGAUAUAGAAAUGGAAGGAACUCGUGCAAAGGAGGAAACCCUACCGCCGGGAUUUCGAUUUCAUCCAACAGAUGAAGAACUUGUUACUUGCUAUCUCGUAAAUAAGAUAUCGGACUCUAAUUUUACCGGCAGAGCAAUAACUGAUGUAGAUCUGAACAAAUGCGAGCCAUGGGAGCUUCCAGGGAAGGCGAAGAUGGGAGAAAAAGAAUGGUACUUCUUCAGUCUGAGAGAUCGUAAGUACCCAACAGGGGUGAGAACCAACAGAGCAACAAACACGGGGUAUUGGAAAACCACGGGGAAAGACAAAGAGAUCCUUAACAGUGUAACAUCGGAGUUGGUUGGCAUGAAGAAGACUUUAGUUUUCUACAAAGGAAGAGCUCCUAGAGGAGAGAAAAGUAACUGGGUCAUGCAUGAAUACCGCAUUCACUCAAAAUCAACCUUCAGAACUAACAAGGAUGAAUGGGUGGUUUGUCGGGUAUUUCAGAAGAGUGGUGGUGCAAAGAAGUACCCUUCAUCCAACCAUGCAAGAGCAGCGAAUCCUUACAGCUUGGAACUAGGACCAAGUAUUAUACCCCCACCAAUGAUGCAACUGGGAGACCCAGCUUCUCAUUUCCUUUAUGGAAGAAAUUACAUGGCAAGUGCAGAUCUAGCUGAAGUAGCAAGGAUUUUGAGAGGGGGUGGAUCAACCAGUAGUGUUAACGUACCAAUGCAGUCUCAGUUUAGCUAUCCUGUAUCAGCAGCUGGAGGAGAAUUCACCAUUUCAGGACUUAAUUUGAAUCUUGGAGGAACAGCAGCAACCACUACACAACCCAUUUUGCGGCCAAUGCAACCUUCUCCACCUCUUACUCACACAAUGGUUCAAGUACAUGAUGUUAGUUCCAACAUGAUGACACCUAGCUCUCUUGGUGCGGAGAAUAACGCAGGUUUUGCCACAGAAAUGAGCAACGCAAAUUCUCAUGGCAAUAGGUAUAUGGGUAUGGACAAUUGCAUGGAUCUAGACAACUAUUGGCCUUCCUACUAA